GGAGGGAAACUCCGGGCCAGAGACAAAGGGGGGGAGCCGAGUGGGGAACAUCCGGGUCACUCACUGCCGCCUCAAUCCGGGACACGCGCGGGUGCUGCGGCCGCUCACGGGUUAAUGAUCCUUUCUAAAAAAUAGCUUCGUCUGGCAUGAAUUUAACUGCUAGCUUGAAGUUGAAAUCAUGUUUUAUGGUCAUCCAAGCAAAACUGACUUUGAAUAAAACUGGAAGGAAGGAUUUGAAAUACUGAGUGUCCCAGGAACUCAUUAAAACUCUUAAUCUGGAGUUCUUGACUUUGAGUUGAGGUGUCUGCUAAUUUUUGAUGAUGUAGGGACUCCAAAUAUGUCUGGCAUAGCCCUCAGCAGACUUGCACAGGAGAGAAAAGCCUGGAGAAAAGAUCAUCCUUUUGGAUUUGUAGCAGUACCUACAAAAAAUCCAGAUGGCACAAUGAAUCUAAUGAACUGGGAGUGUGCUAUUCCAGGAAAGAAAGGGAAGUCAGUUCUUCAGAAGAGAGGCUUUUCUCCUUAUGUUCCAAGUAAGAGGACAAGGCAGAUAUCUUUUGAGACACCAUGGGAAGGAGGCUUAUUUAAACUACGGAUGCUGUUCAAGGAUGACUACCCUUCUUCACCCCCAAAAUGUAAAUUUGAACCACCGUUAUUCCAUCCGAAUGUGUAUCCUUCAGGCACAGUGUGUCUCUCCAUCUUAGAGGAGGAUAAGGAUUGGAGGCCAGCAAUCACAAUUAAACAGAUCUUGUUAGGAAUACAAGAACUUCUAAAUGAACCAAAUAUUCAAGACCCAGCUCAAGCAGAGGCUUACACAAUUUACUGCCAAAACAGAGUGGAAUAUGAGAAGAGGGUUCGAGCACAAGCCAAGAAGUUUGCACCAUCAUAAGCAUCUGUCAUGCAGCAUCUUAAAAAGGAAGGGAUUGGUUUGGCAAGAACUUGUUUACAAAACUUUUGCAAAAUCUAAUGUUGCUAUGUACAAUUAAUAUCCACUUAGGGGAGGGGGUUGUAUGUGUGCCAUUUUCCAUAUUCGCCACUUGUAUACAGUUCUAAAUUUGCUGAAUUGCCCCCAGUUUUUUCAUACAGGGUCUCUUCCUUCAGUCUUUUGUAUUUUUGAUUGUUAUGUAAAACUUGCUUUUAUUUUAAUAUUGAUGUCAGUAUUUCAACUGCUGUAAAAUUAUAAACUUUUAUACUUCUAUAAAUUCACUAGUAUCUCUAGUUACUUUGCUAUCUGAUGCAGGCAUGCUUUAAAAUGUUUAGAACUAUAUUUAGCCUCUAGCUGGCUGUAUGAAAAAAAUCAUGCCCUCCACCCCCUUCCCUCCCUGAAUUUGUUUUUCUAUCUUUCAGAAACUAGGUUGUUAUUGCUUAAGAGCCUCUGAGAUCCAAAGUCAGCCAGCAUCUUUAUUCUGCAUCACUUCCUUUGUGUUUAUAUGGCGUUCUGUCUGUGUUGCUGUUUAGAGUAAAUAAACUGUUUAUAUAAA
This is a messenger RNA of Dromaius novaehollandiae (emu), 1478 nucleotides long. RefSeq names its product ubiquitin conjugating enzyme E2 I (gene UBE2I). The record is from RefSeq and is a predicted model, not a curated record. Bases 338 to 886 code for a protein of 182 amino acids. NCBI's taxonomy places the organism in Eukaryota, Metazoa, Chordata, Aves, Casuariiformes, Dromaiidae. Gene Ontology annotation, cellular component: nucleus. Gene Ontology annotation, biological process: protein sumoylation. The transcript has 9 exons. Gene Ontology annotation, molecular function: SUMO conjugating enzyme activity.